GUUAGGGUACAACCGCCCACCCCGCGCAGCAACAGCGGCGACCAGCGUCAGCGUGUGUGUGCGCGUUAAUGUUACCGGUUGUGUGUAAUCGCAUGUGUGACGACGUCAUCGGAGCUUUGUCUGUGAAUUCGUCAGGUUACUUUGGUGCUCUUCAUUUUGGUUAACUUAGAGUUCGGCGUCUUGACCGGCGCAACUAGGAGCUGCGAUGUCGUACAUCGAAGGUGUGGAGAGGACGAAGGCCGUUCAUUAUGACGACCCGGUAGAGCUCGUGGACGUGAUAAAGGCCACGCCACCCUGGGACACGGUGAUUCUUAUCAUUGAAGAUUAUCGGCCCCUUGUGGCGUUCACGGACGAGGCCAGCUGCAGCUCCCCCAGCAAGUUAUUUAUGAAAGUGCCAACCACGCAACACUCAGUGAAGAUAUGGACGGAAGUUGCCCGCGAGGCCAAGCACCUGUCUAUAAAUGAGGAUACCAGGGAUUUCUGGCAAAGACGUGUGGACCAAGAGGAGGGUCGCGAGAAAGGCCUUGACCAGAUCCUCGCCUGCCUGCUAGAGGCUCGCUCCUUGGAGUCUCUAGCCCUGUAUGUCUGGGAGUUCACCACGGAAUUCACUUGGCCCCAGGAGGUCGUGCUCCCGCACCUCACCAAGGUGUCCCUGGUCCGAACGGCCGCAGUACAGAGGCGCUGCCAGAGCAAGCGCCAGCCAGACCUCCCGCCGCCCCCGCCGAGCUCCUCGCGAGUCACGUCUGCGGCCGUCUUCGAGUCGCUUCUGCGAGCACAUAGCGGGCAGCUGGCCGACGUGACGGUGGAGGUGGAACAACUCCCGCUCCUCAUCGGCGCGCUGCCCCAGGACAUCCCAAAGCUCUCCGUCACCCACAAGAGCCCCGUGGCCUACAAAUGGUGUCAAGCGGUCGCAACGCUGAGUGUGACGAACGGAAAUGAGCUGGAAAUCAGAUUUGUGGCCUACGCUGCGCAAUUCGCAGAGUUGGUGGCGAGAGCCGUGCUAUCGUGGACUUGCCCGCGGCGCUCCCUCACUCUCCACAACGUGCCCUCCCCUGAGGCGAUGAGCGUGCUGCUGGGCUGCGAGACGCACUCGCUCGUCCUGGACCCGGCCCCGUCGCUCCAGAUGCUGCGUGACCUCCCCGCCGACGCCAUCCCCGCCCUCAGCCUGCUCACAUUGGUGUGUCACAGGUGCAGCGGGGACAAGGACAAGACGCCACACUGCUCCUCGGAACAACGAGUCGCAGUCUGCCGGGAGGCCAUCCUCGCCGACCUCGUGCUGCGCGCACCGCGGUCGCUGCACGUCGUCAGCCGCUGUGCCAAAGGCGAAGGCAGCGACUUCAUCUUCGCCCCGUAUCUACUUGGGAGACAUGGCGAGUCCGAGGUUGAGUCCUGCACAGUGUGCGCAGAAGCACAGAUCCCAAACUCCUCGAUUCCCUAUCACCUGUACCCUUUACCCUACGUGCGCGUAGAGCAGGACGAGGCAGGCCACGCCGUCGUGGACUGUGCCGAAUGUUUAGUUAUUGACCGGCGGACGUUCUGUACCCGCGCCCUCACAAUCUUUUAGUUUUUGUAAAUACAUGACUCACUGUUCGAUGUAA
Frankliniella occidentalis (western flower thrips) is the source of this 1598-nucleotide messenger RNA. RefSeq lists its product as uncharacterized. The coding region runs from base 206 to 1564 and encodes 452 amino acids. The transcript has 8 exons. The record is from RefSeq and is a predicted model, not a curated record. Lineage: Eukaryota; Metazoa; Arthropoda; Insecta; Thysanoptera; Thripidae.